Molecule: messenger RNA, 1578 nt
Organism: Drosophila hydei
Lineage: Eukaryota; Metazoa; Arthropoda; Insecta; Diptera; Drosophilidae
Product: keratin-associated protein 5-4
Exons: 4
Coding region: 131-1405 (424 amino acids)
Source: RefSeq, a predicted model, not a curated record
ACGGCCAGUGGCUACCUGUGGCAAAAGAAUGCCAGUUAACAAGCAAUAGUCGUGGCAAAAGGUUUAUAUAUAGAGCCCAGAACAAAACCAAAAAACUCCCACAAAAGAGAAGAACAAAACCAAUUGCAAAAUGCAAAGCCCCAAAUUAAGCAUUUUGAUAGCUGCGCUUAUCGCAAUCAGCCAAUAUAAAAGCGUUACAGCACUGACUUGUAACGCGGGUACGAAUGGGCAAGUAACCUGCGCAGAAGGUGUAACCGAAUGCUUCGUGAAAACAGUAGCUGGAAAUGUGACGCGUGGCUGUGUAACGGACACCACCUGUGUGGCGCCCACCUGCCUGACGUGCAAAACGGACAACUGCAAUGAAGCACGGAUGUGCAAGCAGUGCUUUGGCUCCCAGCCGGAUUGUGGCAGGACUAAUGGAUCGGCGGACGCAUUCAAUACCUUAUGCUUGACGGCCACAGAUCAGUGCGCGAUUGUGGUGGCGGCAAAUGGUACAGUGUCGCGUGGCUGUCGUGGUGCGUGUGCGGCGAAUGAUCCCAAUUGCAAGUCCUGCACUACGGAUAACUGCAAUGUGGGCAUCUUUCCGGAGAAUCGUCGCUUGUGCUACCAGUGCAACGGCGAUACCUGCGGCACUCCAGACAAUGCCAGCAUGCUGCUGGGCUGCGACAUCUAUCAGGCGACAGGUCAGAAGUGCUACACGAUCGGCACCAGUGCGACGACUAUGCAGCGUGGCUGCCAAACGGAUUCGACGGCCGACAACAAAUGUUCAGCCAGCUCAACCGAUCCCAACUGCUUGUUCUGCGACAACGAAAACGGCUGCAACAACAGACCCUAUUCACGAGUCCUGGGUAGCUGUUACAAGUGCAACGACGCCGACAAGUGCCUGUUGCAGCAGGAGGCGGGCAAGGAAAGCGCAUGUGCACCUGCCGUCUAUACUCAGAACGAGAACAGUUGCUAUACUCAAUUAUUUAACAAUGGUUCGGUGGGACGUGGCUGCACCAAUGAGCUAGCUGAUGGAUGCGAGACGACCCAGAAUUGCAAUGCAUGCACGGGCGACAACUGCAACGUGAAUAUUGCCACAUUCCAAUGCUUGAUCUGUCGCAGCGACUACUAUGCGCCUUGUCGCCAAGCAAAGGUUCAGCCCGAAAAUUGCCCAGCCUCCAGUCUGACUGGCCCCCAAGCGAUGAAAUGCUUUAGCGGAGAGUGGGAUGGCGUCGUGGUUCGUGGUUGCCUUAGCGAGGCGAGUGCUCUGAUGCAAUAUCAGUGCACAGCGGAGGCCGACACACGUUGUCAGACAUGCACUGGCUUGGGUUGCAACCGGCUAGUAUACAAUGGAGCCGCCACACUGCAGCAGAUGGGUCUGGGUCUAUUCGCGCUGAUCUCCAUUGUGCGACACUACUUCUAACAAGAUUGUAGCGUACAAGCCAAUUAUAGCUAACAAUACUAUCUACUAUCUAUGACAAAAAAGUAUAUACACACACAUAUAUAUAUAUAUAUGAUAUCGGUGCGUGCAGUGAAACAAAUGAGUCAUUCAUGAAUCAUUACACACAGACAUUAGCAAAAGAAACGCUUGAUUUU